This is a messenger RNA of Salpingoeca rosetta, 4173 nucleotides long. RefSeq lists its product as uncharacterized. Bases 47 to 4045 code for a protein of 1332 amino acids. Gene Ontology annotation, molecular function: ATP-dependent chromatin remodeler activity; ATP binding. The record is from RefSeq and is a predicted model, not a curated record. The transcript has 15 exons. Lineage: Eukaryota; Choanoflagellata; Craspedida; Salpingoecidae.
CGUGGCUUGUAGAAAACUGUGCGUAUCUUCAAACAAACGUCGAGCCAUGAACGACGAGGAGGAUGACGGAUGGAUCUCCACGCAGACGCGGGCGGGAGAGAGGCCGCUGGCUGAGGAGGAUGACCAGGACACUGAAGCUGACGAGGAUGAGGAACGCGCCGUCGAGCACGUGAGCGCACCAUCCACAACAACAACCACAACAGCAACCACAACAGCAACCACAACAGCAACCACAACAGCAAUCACAACAGCAACAUCAACAGCUGCUCGGUCCCCACAGCGUCGACCAGCACACAGCACACGCCAAGGGUCCCACGAGCCACUGCAGUUCUGGAAGACACUCGAGCGCGUGCGUCAGCGUCCGCCAGCUGACGACAGCCAAGCCGCCCUCGCCUUCUCCAACACGGCGCAGCAGAGGCGGGCGUACUAUUCGGCCAUGUAUGGGAGCAGUAGCAGUGGGAGUGAGGACGAGGGUGGUGACGGGCAUGGCCAGCGAGACAGUCAUGUGCAACAAGACGAUGACGGCAGCGCGCCUCCUGCGCCCAAACGCGCACGCAAGAGCCGCAAGCCCGCACGCGGAACCGAGCAAGCCGUACCCACGUCACCACAUGGCAGGCACGUGCAGUCGCCCAGAAGAAAGAUGAGCACAACGUCCCGUGCUGGCCGCGCCACCGCCACGUCCACUGCCACUGCCACUGCUGGUGAUGGCGAUGAUCGUGAUAUGCGCGCAAUGGCAUCGUCAGCGUCGUCAGCUCUGCGGGCACGCCACGCCACCCGCAGCGGGAAGACGAAUAGGAAGGCACGGGGAGCGUCAGUUGCACCUGUCGCGAAGCGUGGAACUCAGCGUUCCUCACGGCAGCAACGGCAUGCACGCGCCUACGAAGACGAAGAGCAAGAGGAAGAGGAGGAUCAUGACGAAGAGUAUGAUGAUGAUGGCGAAGAAGAAGGUGAUGAUGAUGAUGAUGGUGAGGAACAAGUUGACGAUGACGGUGAUGUGGACGAAGUUGCACGGCGCGUGGGUAAACGGCGGGACCACCAUCACGGUCGAGGCACACGCACACUCGCGCAUACGCGACGAUCACGACGGCGACAUCAUCAUCAUCAUCAUCAUCAUCACCGCCGCGACCAGUCAUCACCGUCGCCAUCGCCAUCGCCAUCAUCAUCACGGUCGUCAUCGGAUGACAUGGACGGGUUCCUUGCGUACCAUGAGGCGCACAAGACAGGCGGAGCACGUGCAAAGGCAGCGGGGCGAGCCGGCGGCAUGGCGUCAUCGCGGCGGGCUCAGCGGCAGCAGCAGCAGCAACAAGACACCGACAGCAGUAGCGGUAGCAGCGAUGCUGGCGAGGAUGACCACAACGCAAUCAUGGGCGCGCGUGUGCGGCGAAUGCGUGAGCGGCGCCGCUACGUCGCUGCUGUGACGGCCAAACCCCGGCCCGACCUCCCCUCGUCCCUGCAUCAGCUCCCAUCACCGCAGCCGCACGUCGUGUGGAUGCCGGCACAGCACGCGGUGGGGGAGGGUGGGUCGCCGUGGGCGCGGCUGCGGCGAACACAGCUGUCCAUCCCGGGGCCCAUCAACCAAUUUCUGCGCCCGUACCAGCGGGAGGGGGUGGAGACGAUGGCAAAGUGGCUUUUGGAUGGGCACGGCGGCGUCCUCGCAGACGACAUGGGUCUUGGAAAGACUGUGCAAGUGAUUGCGCUGCUUGCGACGCUGUUGCAGAAGACGUAUGAUGCCGCCGUUGACGCGAUCCCAAAGCUUGCAGCGCCUGUGCUGGUGAUUUCGCCAAACACGGUGCUUGGGACGUGGCUGGAGGAGCUUGAGCGGUGGGGCCACUUCACCGUCGGCAAAUUCCACGGCAGCGGGCGAACGCGCGUGCUGGAUGCGCUCACGGCUGAUGCUGCGGCGUACGACGUGGUGGUGACGACAUACACGACCUUCCAGCGCGACGCUGCGGGCCUGGCGCAGGUGCCGUGGCUGCUGGUGGUGGCGGACGAGGCUCACAAGAUACGGUCGCCACGGGCGAAGCUGACGACGGCGAUGAAGUCAUUCCCCGUCCAACACCGCAUCGGGCUCACGGGCACUGCUCUUCGCAACGACUUCAAGGAGCUGUGGUGCCUUCUGGACUGGGCCUGGCCAAACGCGCUUGGGCCCUUGUCCCAGUUUCUGGCAAAUGUCGCCACGCCCAUCAAGCGAGGGCAGGUCAUGAAUGGCACGCUGGACGAAAUCGAGUUGGCAGAGCAGCGCGGGCGGGAGCUCAUUGACAAGAUGAAGCCUUUCUUCCUGAGACGCACCGAGGUUGUGCUCGCUGGCCAGCUGCCGAAGAAGGAGGAUCGUGUCGUCUUCUGCAAGAUGACACCGCUGCAGCGAAAGGUCUACGAGAACAUUCUUUCGCAGGACGACGUCGUGUACAUCACCCAGCGGAACCUGCCGUGUCUGUGCGAGGCGAAUCAAGCCCGCGAACGGCAACUGACGCGUUCCCAGUGCUGCUAUCAGCUCACCCGCUACCACAAGCGCGGGGACGUGUGCACUUGUGGCGGCAGCACUGACGAUCCAGAGAAGAUUCGUCGCUGCCGCAAGUGCCACUGCUCCCAAGAGGCCAUCGCCAGCGGAACCAACGGCUGCAUGCCAUGGAGCUACCUCAUCUUCCCUCUUGUUGUUCUCCUGCGCAACGUUGCGAAUCACGUCGCUCUUCUCGUUCCGCGCCCGGGCGACGACGAGCUCACCGUCAUCAAGAAGGAGCGGGACUGUGCUGCCGCCUUUCGAGGCGAGGAGGCGUGGCUGCAGCGCGCGCGGCGAAACGACCCCACCGCCAUUGGCGACCCAGAGGUGUCCGGCAAACUCAAAGUGCUGCUGAAGCUGUUGUCCAUUUGGCGCGAGGAAGAUGCGCGUGUCCUCCUCUUCUCACACUCCCUCAAACUCCUCGACAUUAUGAUGGAUGUGUUUCGAGGGCGCGGCGUGAGCUAUCUUCGCAUGGACGGAAACAUGCCCACCGAGGAGCGGCAAGAGGCAAUCAAUCGCUUCAACGCCGGUACCGUCGACGUGUUUCUCCUCUCCACGAAGACGGCCAACACAGGCAUCACCCUCACCCGCGCCAACAAGAUUGUCAUCUUUGAUCCAAGCUGGAAUCCGGCUGAGGACCGCCAGGCGGAGCACCGCGCGUGGCGCAUUGGACAAAACCAGGACGUGGAGGUGGUGCGGCUCAUCUCCUCCGGCACCAUCGAGGAGCUCAUGUACGCACGACAACUGUACAAGCAGCAGCUGGCGGCCGUGGCGCUAGAGGGGCGGGCACAGCGCAGGUUCUUUGAGGGUGUGCAGGGUGACCCGUCCCGCAAGGGCGAACUGUUUGGGCUCGACAACAUGUUUGCAUCGGAGCUGGACGAGGAGCUGGUGAAGCAGGUCAUCCGCCGCCGCCAGGACGAGCACGGGAUGAUUGUGGCGCCGUACGAGCUGCUGACAGAGCGCGCCGUCGCCCUCCAGCGUCAGUACCAACAGCAGCGGCAGCAACGACAGCAGCAGCAGCGAGCCGAGCAAGCGGGCGAUGCCGUGGCCGAUGAGGAGGAAGACAUUGAGCUUGACAUUGACCAGCUGUUCGUGGACGAUGGUGGUCCAACCGCGCCCGCAGCCGCAAAUGCCGACGGCCCUGCACAGGUGGCGGGCGGUGGAGGCGGCGAUGCUGAUGGGCCAGACAGGGUGGAGCUCCUGCUGCAGCAGUGCGGUGUUUCCUUCAUGCACUCCAACGCGCGUGUGCUGGGAUUGGAUGUGCCGCACAACGCGCCCGAAGCACCGCGUCAGGCGGACGGCACACACGCAGGCGAUGGUGCUGUGGACAAGGCAAAGAAGCGGCGAAGCCUGCCCUCGCUAACGGCAGCGGAAGAGCGACAACUGGAACUGGAGACAGCGGUGCAACUCAACCACUUUAUGCGGCUCGCAGCCAGUCACGGGUGCGUGAAUCUGUUCGAGUUUGCACUGCGCGUGCUCUCGAGCAGCGAAGAGGAGAAGGCGGCAAUGCUGGACGCGUUCUACGGAUCGCCACCAGCGGCGGAGUGAUGGCGAUGACAGUGUGGUGUGGCAUCAUGUUGCGUCAUGAUCCAAGCAACUGUGUGCUGAUUUGCCCUUCCAACCCUUGUUUAAUCGACACAAACCGAUAUGAACGAAUAAACGAACACACGACCAAC